GAAGGGAUCCAUCCAUGGCUUUAACCAGCCGGUGCCGGCUCCGAGGUCGCAAGAUCGCCACGGAAACGGAGUGCGGCAACACAAUGUCGUCCCGCUCGGACAGUGGGAGCGGUGAGGACUCGUUGGACCGGCUCCUGCCCCCCGCCGUGGCCCCUCGCAGGAAAAGUGCUACCUCACUCAGCAAAAGCGAACCUCCUCUGCUGCGCACGGGCACACGCACCAUCUACACCGCCGGACGCCCUCCCUGGUAUGACGAGCACGGCGCGCAGUCAAAGGAGGCCUUUGUCAUUGGGUUGUGUGGGGGCAGCGCCUCAGGGAAGACCACCGUGGCCAAUAAGAUCAUCGAGGCUCUGGAUGUGCCGUGGGUUGUGCUGUUGUCUAUGGAUUCUUUCUACAAGGUGUUAUCUCCUGACGAGCAGGCUUUGGCAGCGAGUAACGACUACAACUUCGACCAUCCGGGGGCAUUUGACUUUGAGCUGCUAGUUGCCACCCUGCGAAAGCUGAAGCAGGGCAAGAGCGUGAAGAUCCCGGUGUACGAUUUCACCACGCACGGAAGACAGAAAGACUGGAAAAAUGUGUACGGUGCAAGCGUAAUCAUAUUUGAAGGAAUUAUGUCCUUUGCGGACAAAGAGCUCCUUCAGCUCCUGGAUAUGAAAAUCUUUGUGGACACAGACUCAGACAUCCGGCUGGUUCGCCGGCUCCGCAGGGACAUCACAGAGAGAGGACGAGACAUCGAAGGCGUCAUAAAGCAAUACAACAAGUUUGUGAAGCCGGCCUUUGAGCAGUACAUCGAGCCAACCAUGAGGCUGGCUGAUAUUGUUGUGCCAAGAGGUGGUGGGAAUAUGGUGGCCAUUGAUCUGAUAGUCCAGCACGUUCACAGCCAGCUGGAGGAGCGUGAGCUCAGUGUCAGGGCUCUCCUGGCCUCCGCUCAGCAGACUCAGCCUCUGCCUCAGACACUCAGUGUGUUGGAGAGUACGCCGCAGGUCAAAGGCCUGCACACCAUCAUCAGGAAUAAAGAAACCAGCCGAGACGAGUUUAUCUUCUACUCAAAGAGAUUAAUGCGGCUUCUCAUAGAGCACGCGCUGACGUUUCUGCCGUCUCAGACGUGUGUGGUCCAGACUCCACAGGGUCAUGAGUACGAGGGUCGCAGUUACAACGGUAAAGGGAUCACCGGUGUGUCGGUCCUGCGGGCGGGAGAGACCAUGGAGCCCGCCCUGAGGGCCGUGUGCAAGGACGUCCGCAUUGGCAAGAUCCUCAUUCAGACUAACCUUGACUCAGGCGAACCAGAGCUGCAUUACCUGCGUCUGCCCAAAGACAUCAGCGAAGAUCAUGUCAUCCUAAUGGACAGCACAGUCUCCACUGGCGCUGCUGCCAUGAUGGCAGUGCGAGUCUUAUUGGAUCACGAGGUGCAGGAGGAUAAGAUCGUGUUGGUGUCGCUGUUGAUGGCAGAGCUCGGCGUGCACUCUGUGGCCUACGCCUUCCCGGAGGUCAAAAUCAUCACCACCGCCGUGGACAAGAGUCUGGACGAUCUUUUACAUGUAAUUCCUGGUAUCGGUGACUUUGGAGACCGGUACUUUGGGACAGACGGGACAGACAGCUGGAGUGAUGAGGACCAGGAGCAGCCGUCAUACUGACACAAACAUCUGUGAGCCUCUGUGAAAGAAAAAUACUACUACUACUUGAAAACUCACGUUACUGUGCAUCUUCUCCUUCAGGCAUAAACCAGCAAAAACGACACACAAAAGCAAAACUGUUAUAUUCACUUUUGAGGUUUUGUACUCUGCAUGAGGGAUUUUUUGUUCAUCACCAAUAUUUUCAUACAGAGGUGAAACAGUGCCAUCGCCUUUGACGUACAAUAAUGCAAUACAAUAUUAUCAUACUUUAUUAUAUAAAGAUUUUAUCCAAGAUUGCACCAGCUGUUUGUGAAUCCUCUUCUUGGUAAUUACUGGAUAAUUUCAAACUAAUUUAUUUUAUUGGGUUGCACCAUUAAAACUUUACCAAAAAACUCAACAAUUACUUAAGUUACUUAAUUGGUUGCUAACAAACAUUUGUAACGCUGUCCAAUGCAAUAAACAGUGUAAACACACAAUCUACGCCAGUGUCAACAUGCAAACAUCACUCUUAGUUUAACGUGUUAGUAAGCUAUCACGUGCUAAUUUAAACAUGUGAUGGUGGUGAAUAAAGUUUUGCACGUUUUUUUUGUCUUAAAUUAAAAAUUUGAUCACUUAAAAGUGCAAAUUAAGGGUUCAGCUAGUUGCAGAAGCUGCUAAAAUUCAUCCUCAGGGGGACAUGAUCGUCAAAUUCCAUCUAAUAGUUCAUACUCUUGGUGUUGGCAAAGGAAUAAUCAGAGGAAAGUUAUUAAUAUCUGAUUGCGCUAACUCGGUCGCUGCAGUUUUGAUGUAUUUUGAGGUAUACUGUUAUUUUUGUGAACAGUAAUUAGAGAUCUUCAGUUUACAUCAGUUCACGUUGAUUGUCAGUUGGUAGCCAUGCUGCAGUGACACCUGGCAGUUAGUAAAUGUGUAAAUAUUUACUAAUAUAUCUACGUAAGAACUAGUUUGCAUGGUGCAGUGACAUAAAUCUUUCUUAGUAAACACGGUAAAACUUCCAAUUUGCGCCUAAGCUCAUGUAUUUGCAUUAUCUUCAAAGACACAGAGCUCAGCAGCACAUUUUCUGAAAACUAUAUAACUGAUGAUCUUUUAAAAAAAAGAGGUUUAGGAGGACCUUAACAUUGUUUUGAAGUUAUUUACAGAAUCAAAAAAAAUGUACCUUUUUUAAAUUCAGAAAUAGCAUCCUGGCUUUGUAAAACAACCAAAAUAUUAUGUUUUUAGUAACAUCAGUAUAUACCGAUAUAACUGAUAGUUACAUUUUUAAUUUUUUAAGAUUUGCCAUCAUUUUUUUCAAUUCGGAGUUUAAAGGAAUUAGUUUAAAAUCAUUAAAAUUGUGCAACAAGCGUGACUUUUUUUCAUCCAAAUUAAAGAAAUUUAUGUUAAUUUUUUCAGGACUCAGAUAUAAUGUUAAUACGUCAGAGGCACAAACAUGGAUCUGAUUAUAACUUAAGUUUGAAUUUAUGAACAGCUGGUGCAAGAAUACGUUCAGAUAUAGAUUCAUUCAUUCUUUAUGCUGCUCUAAUAACACAUUUUUUAUAUAUAUAUAUAUAUGUUAUGUGCUAGAUUAGUUAUCAGAAAUUUUAUAUUAAAGAAAUAUCACAAAGGGAAAUUAUAUGUUAUUUUAUAAUGUACAUAUUGUAGGUUUACACAUUCACAACAGGUGUGAGAUGCCUGUAAAUGUAUAAUAAAGUGUAAAGGGACACCUUGGAGAUAUUUUUCAGUCACUGCCUCUUUCUACGUCUCCCGAGGGUGGUUCAGACCGUCAGUGCGAGGUCACGGCCGGUCACAUGCUCACUUCAGAGUAUUUUCCACGGUCCUGUGACUCUCAGGGUUCAGAUACAGGCCGCCUGGCUCCAUCUGUGAUACACCUUGAAGCCUGAUGGGGUCAGUGUAGCUCACAUUUAGCCUCUCACGGUUGUGAUUUAUAGUGCGUUCCCUUUGAGAAAUCAGUGUCUCUUUACAGAACAGAAGAAAUGCACACAGACUCACCUGAACCACUUCCAUCGCACAAGUUUUAUUUUU
Larimichthys crocea (large yellow croaker) is the source of this 3629-nucleotide messenger RNA. RefSeq names its product uridine-cytidine kinase 1-like 1a (gene uckl1a). Gene Ontology annotation, molecular function: ATP binding; kinase activity. The record is from RefSeq and is a predicted model, not a curated record. The coding region runs from base 15 to 1634 and encodes 539 amino acids. Lineage: Eukaryota; Metazoa; Chordata; Actinopteri; Sciaenidae. The transcript is spliced from 15 exons.